Molecule: messenger RNA, 984 nt
Organism: Leptopilina heterotoma
Lineage: Eukaryota; Metazoa; Arthropoda; Insecta; Hymenoptera; Figitidae
Product: plasma kallikrein-like
Exons: 6
Coding region: 8-835 (275 amino acids)
Biological process (GO): proteolysis
Molecular function (GO): serine-type endopeptidase activity
Source: RefSeq, a predicted model, not a curated record
AUUUACAAUGUCACUUCCAAAAUGGACAUUGACUAUUUUUUCAUUACUCGUCGCGUCAAAUUUCUAUGAAGUUUGGGGUCAAAAUAGAAUUAUUGGCGGUAAUGAAACUGAUAUAUCGAAAUUUCCAUUUCUGGUUGAAAUAACCUUAAUUGGAAUUAAUUUCCAUCCUUUAUGCGGUGCAGCAAUAAUCAGUAAAUCAUGGGCAGUAUCAGCGUCUCAUUGUUUUAUGGAUAUCGGCGAUAAACUAAAAAUUGACAUGUACCAAGUUGUGAGCGGCACCACUUACACCAAGGAAAUGAUUACAAAGGACAAGAAAGCACCGAAAAUUCACAACAUAACGAAAUAUCAUAUGCAUGAGAAAUUUGGUCGCGAUAAAAGUAAAGAAAAAAGUGAUGGUUAUGAUAUUGCCGUCUUUAAGGUUGAUCCACCAUUCGAAUACGAUGAGCUCACCCAACCAGCGAAAUUACCGAAAAAAAAUCAAGCACCAAAAGAUAAAUGGGCCCAAAUUGCUGGCUGGGGUUGCACAUCAAUUGGAGGAAGUACAAAUCCAACAUUACUCUCCGCUCGUAUAAAGAGGUCCAGUGAUAAGCAAUGCGAAGAAUUGUAUCCUGAUAUUGCACACAAAAAUAGUGUUUUAUGCUAUGGAACACCAAAGGACAAAAAUGGUACUAUCUCGAAUAUUUGCCAGGGUGAUUCCGGUGGUCCAUUAAUUGAAGGCAAGGAUUUGGUGAUUGGUGUUGUUAGUAUGUCUAAAAAGUCAAGCGCAAAAUAUCCUGGAUUAUUCAGUAGCACUUCAUUUUAUCGCGAUUGGAUUAAAGGAAAAACUGGUGUUUAAUUUUCACUCUACGAAAAAAAAAUAAUUAAACAUAGAUUGGAAUGUUCGUUAUUGUACAAACGCUCUCUGUUGAAAGUUAUCAGAACUUUAUUCGAAUGAAAAUUUAAAAUAUAAAUUUAAAAAAUUGAAUAAAAAGUAUUUUUUAGUAA